UUCGCCUGGUCAGACAGCUGAUGUGUUGUGCACUGAAGUCCACAAGUGAAGGUUAAAGGUGAGAGGAGGAGAGCACGUAGGUGCCAGAAGGAAUUAUCCCACGAUCAAAGGGAUCGUGCUGUUUUGAAAAUGAUCUGUGUUUGCGUGUGAUCAGGGGUGUAUUCAUUCCGUUGAUUCUGUUGAAAAACGUUUCUUAAAGCGAAAGCAAACGGAACCAAACGGGGAUAAACAUACCUGAAUUUGUCCAAUGGAAACUCUCAUUUGCAAAUGUUGGACUAAUGAUUACACUCUAGAUCAGCUAGAUGAAGGCAAGAUUGAACAAGGCGGUAUUGAAUGUGUCAAUAAUGUCUGUCAUCUUGAUUACUCAAAAGUCUCUCAACCUGUGUUCACCUACGUUGUAAACUUUCAUUCAUAGGCUAGGUUGUAGCAACCUCAUGAUGGGUACAAGGACAGUAUCAUGUAGUAGCCUAAACCUAACUUUCAGUAUGAAUCAAACCAGUGUAGUUUUUAUUCAUCAAUAUAAAGUAUUUUCUGCAUAAUGGCAAUUAAAGUGCAUGAUAUGAAGUUUGCUGUAGUGACCGACUAAGCUUAAUUGUAAAAGUAUGCCUCAACAGAGCCAUGUUUGCAAAAGUGUAUUAUGCGAAGCACACAUUUAGUUAGGCAGCCAGGACCGUAGGACGCAUUGUCGGUCUAGCUCUCACUGCAGUCCAGUGCCAUGGACAUCUUUGAAGUUUGGCCUCUAGUAAUUCAGGUGGGCAACUUUAUAAAGGCCUCCUCACAAUGACCUUAUCAUGCAAGGCUCUACAGACAGAUAAAAAAAUACACAGGCUAUUUUUGCGUUGAUGGUGUAUGUAUUGAAGUCAACUGGGGCGGCAAAUAGCCUAGUAAGAGCAUUGGGCCAGUAACUGAGAGGUUGCUGGAUCAAAUCCCUGAGCUGACAAGGUACAAAUCUAUUGUUCUGCCCCCUGAACAAGGCAGUUAAUCCACUGUUCCUAGGCCAUCAUUGAAAAUAAGAAUUUGUUCUGAAUUGACUUGCCUAGUUAAAUAUAUUUUUCAAGUGGUUCAACAUUCAAAUGCGUUUUGAUUGACCACAUAGGAGAGGCGACGGUCGGUGGAAGUCUGGCGCCACCAAGUGGACAAUUAUUUUAGUUCCCUUGUGGCAUCAACGCUUCCUGAGAUAUUAUAUAAAAGAUAACAUGUUAUGUCAGUAUUAAUUAUUUCUCCAACCCCUAUUUGCUAGAUUAUUAUUCCAAUUUAGCUGUAAAUCUGGUUUGAACUCAAUAAGGAUUUGUCUCGUUUCAGAUUGGAGGGCGGAUGUCCACGUCACUUUGGAACCUACCAAUGUGUUACAUUGUAACAGUGAAAAGUGUAUUUUCCCGACGUUGAUCAAAUCCCAGUCUAUGCCACCAUUUUUUUUAAAUAGCAUCAUCUUUGAUAUUUGUUGUAAAGUGUACAGAGCUCAUUUAGGUGUAACCUUUACCGGAUUUAACGUGUCUGAGAACGGCACCUUCCUCCCGAAAGCAUUGCGGUAUCGCUUCUCGGCCUUUUGGCUAAGAUCAAGAGCAAGAUCGACUGUAUUUCUCGCGGGAUCCUCAAAGUGGUGCGAUGUCGUCAUCGGCCACGUCACAGUCAGCGGCUGCUGGACUGAAGAAUACGCUUCGUUUUAAUUGGACAGGAAAGGAAAAUUUGAUGGAGAGAGUUCGUUUUGGAAAAGAAGUGCUGUUUGGACCUCUACGCCUGACAGCAGACGAUGUGCACUGCCUGCAACAGAACACACCCGAGAAGUUCUACGAUGUGUCGUUCUACACCAUCACCCGGCUGGAGGAAGUAAAGGGGCUCUUCCGUGCGAACGCGACAGCACCCGCCCUCGUGGAUUUUAAAGUUGAGUCCAUGUGCAGGCACAAUAUGAGGGUGCUAACGGUGCAUAUGUUCAACCCCUGGGUCACUGAAGAAACGUUAGUGUGCUAUCUCAGCCGGUAUGUGACCAUCUUGCCAGGAGUGAGAGACAUUAAGGACGCCCUAGGCAUCUGGACAGGGAAGAGGCAGUUUCGUGUGCUGUUAAAGGAAGACGAGAGCGGCCAUGAUGGAUACCGCCAUCCUCCUGCUUCGUUUUCCAUCGGUGCUGACAGGGGCUACCUCAUGUAUGCUGGACAGCCUCGUUUCUGCAGGAAGUGUAGCACGUACGGGCACCUCGCGGAUGCCUGCACACAGACAAGGUGCAGAAACUGUGGAAUUAUUGGACAUACAAUGAGGGAUUGCACCGUGCCAAAGCGCUGCAGUCUGUGUAACUCAGAGGACCACCUGUUCCGUCACUGCCCGAAGGCAGUCCCCUCUUACGCCAGAGCGGUGAGCGGGAAAAGAGCUGAAGGCGGGAAAAGACCAGAUGAGGGAGAAGGCAUGGAACUACGCGCCAUUGAGGAGGUUGUGGAUGAGAUAGUGAUGGAGAGAGAACUGCGAGAGUCAGAGGAGAGCGGGAGUGAGACGCCAUCAUCAUCUCACGAGGAGAGAGGAGAAGCGGACAGAAGUUGGAAUAAGCAAGUGGAGGAGGAGAAGGGAGAGCCCACUGCGCCCGCGGCUACCGAGAGCUGGACAACGGUGAGAGAGAGGAGAAAGUGCGCGGUGAAAAGGAAGCAGAUGAGCCCUGUUUCCCCACUCAUCCGCAUGGAGGCGACGGAGAAGUCCGCUUUGGGGGGGAAUCGCUUCAGUUGUUUCGAAAGCGGGAAGUCUGAGGAGAAAAGCGAGGGAAACCUGGGCAGCGCAGAGGAGUCUCUGCUAUCCCCAUCAGGCGCGGCCUCCAUCGUGAGCAGCGGUCUGGCACCCAGUGGGGUUCCAGCACCCACGCAGAUGGAGGGGGAGCAUGAGGAGGAGGACAGUGUUUUCCCGACCCCUAUCUUGGUGGACAGUCCUCCGACUGGAGACCAUCGUUUCCCAGACCGGCCGCCAAAUGAGUUAAUGUACUUAAAGAUCGGGAACCAGUGUGUCCAGUGCGCGGGCUCGCUAUAGGUGAGCCCACAACGGUUUGGCGCAACGUGGCCCAUCCUGCUCUCCUGAAUCGGCAUCGGGACCUGUCCUGGAUGGUCGCCCACGAGAUCCUCCCGGUCAGGGCCGUUAUGCACUCACGGGGCAUGGCGAGGACAUCCGCGUGCCCCCGACCAGGCUGCGGCCAAGAAGAGUCGGUGAGGCACAUGCUCUGGGAGUGCAGAGCCGCCAGGGACCUGUGGAAGGAAGCAGGCCCCCUGAUCACCUCGUGUCUGCCAGCAGGGGAGGACCUAACACCUCAGCUCGUGCUGUAUGGGGUGGGCCGAAGGCCCAUUCCAUCGAAGGCCUUCACCAAGCUCUGGCCCACCCUCACGUGCCUGAAGG
Oncorhynchus mykiss (rainbow trout) is the source of this 3363-nucleotide messenger RNA. NCBI's taxonomy places the organism in Eukaryota, Metazoa, Chordata, Actinopteri, Salmoniformes, Salmonidae. The record is from RefSeq and is a predicted model, not a curated record.